Messenger RNA from Staurois parvus, 338 nucleotides. Lineage: Eukaryota; Metazoa; Chordata; Amphibia; Anura; Ranidae. The record is from the annotation of a GenBank genome assembly.
AGAUUAUGCACACAUCAGGGGCAGACUGACAACUCAUGUGGCCCCCAGGCAAUAGGGAAUCAUGGGGCCCCUGUGUCCUUGCCCAAACUCCAAAAAGCCUAUGAAAAAGGUACCAGGGGCAUCUCAUGGGGCCCCCUAGUGACCCCAGGCCCUCAGGCCUUGCCCAAGUGCUCAAAUGGUCAGUCCGCCCCUGCCACACAUCAAAGUAGAUGGGUCUCAGGGUGGGUCAUAAGCCUGCUGCAGUUCAAUAGGAUCACAGCACAGUCUGUGGAGGAUACAGUAUAUCUGGAUUAAAGGUGACAAUUGCAACAAAAGCUGUUUUUUAUUAUUUUAUCUUU